AUGGACGACAUCGACGGAUUACGAUCGGGUCGAAAGCCAGAACUUUUCAAAGUUACCAAGAAACGCCUCUCUCCAGAAACUCUCGUGCUAACAAGCCAGCGUGGAGCAGGGCGAAUUGCUGGCAGACAAGAUCUAAAGUCCGAGCUUGGCUUAUUUUGCAGAGAGCCGGUAAAAGAAGACCUUAGAAAGAUCAGAGCCAAGGUGUUUUUUAAAGCUGCGGAGGCAGGAAAGAGCAUUAUUUAUGCCUAA
Messenger RNA from Necator americanus (New World hookworm), 249 nucleotides. RefSeq lists its product as uncharacterized. NCBI's taxonomy places the organism in Eukaryota, Metazoa, Nematoda, Chromadorea, Rhabditida, Ancylostomatidae. Bases 1 to 249 code for a protein of 82 amino acids. The record is from RefSeq and is a predicted model, not a curated record. The transcript has a single exon.